AUGGAGCUAUCCGGUUACAUCGUGACGACCGAGCCGGUGAACGCCAGUAACGACAGUUUCAUCACAGCUUCCUCCGCCGCCGAGGAUGAGAGCGCGGAGAGUCUCGCCUUCCAGAUCAGCCUGGCGGUGCUGCUGUCCGUCAUCACACUGGCCACCACUUUAUCCAACGCGUUCGUCAUCGCCACGAUCUCGCAGUCGAAGAAGCUGCAAACUCCUGCCAACUUCCUCAUCGCGUCCCUGGCCCUCACCGACCUGCUCGUGUCCAUCCUGGUGAUGCCCAUCUGCGUCCUGUACACCGUCAUCCACACCUGGACGCUGGGGCAGGUCGUGUGCGACAUCUGGCUCUCCUCGGACAUAACGUGCUGCACCGCCUCCAUCCUCCACCUGUGCGUAAUCGCCCUGGAUAGGUACUGGGCCAUCACGGACGCGGUGGAGUACUGCAAAAAGCGCACGCCGGGACGCGCGGCCGGGAUGGUGGUCACGGCCUGGGUCAUCGCCAUCUCCAUCUCCCUGCCGCCGCUCUUCUGGAGGCAGGUGAAGGCGGAGGAGCUGACGAGCUGCGGCGUCAACACGGAUCAUAUUUUCUACACCAUCUACUCCACCUUCGGGGCUUUUUACAUCCCCACCUUGCUGCUCAUUGUCCUCUACGGGCGGAUUUACGUGGAGGCUCGGAAGCGCAUCCUCAAGCAGUCCCCCAAGAAGGUGGGGAAGAGACUGACCUCCGCGCACCUGGUCACCAACUCCCCCGGCUCCGUGACUUCCACGACCUCGCUGCAGUACGGGAGACACGACGGGCCCCCCCACGACAGCGGCUCCUCGGCCGGGGACAACCAGGUGAAGGUGACGGUGUCGGACGCGCUGCUGGAGAAGAAGCGGAUUUCCGCGGCCAGAGAGAGAAAAGCCACAAAAACUUUGGGGAUCAUCCUCGGCGCGUACAUCGUCUGCUGGCUGCCCUUCUUCAUCUACACGCUGGUGGUGGCCACAUGCGACACGUGUCUGAUCCCCGAGUUAUUCGACUUUUUCACCUGGCUGGGAUACCUGAACUCCCUCAUCAACCCCAUCAUAUACACCAUGUCCAACGAGGACUUCAAGAAAGCUUUCCAUAAACUUGUGCGCUUCAGGUGCUGCAGGUGGUGA
Molecule: messenger RNA, 1137 nt
Organism: Pleuronectes platessa (European plaice)
Lineage: Eukaryota; Metazoa; Chordata; Actinopteri; Pleuronectiformes; Pleuronectidae
Gene: htr1b
Product: 5-hydroxytryptamine (serotonin) receptor 1B
Exons: 1
Coding region: 1-1137 (378 amino acids)
Biological process (GO): regulation of behavior; adenylate cyclase-activating adrenergic receptor signaling pathway; bone remodeling
Cellular component (GO): plasma membrane
Molecular function (GO): G protein-coupled serotonin receptor activity
Source: RefSeq, a predicted model, not a curated record